Messenger RNA from Spodoptera litura, 878 nucleotides. RefSeq lists its product as uncharacterized. The record is from RefSeq and is a predicted model, not a curated record. Lineage: Eukaryota; Metazoa; Arthropoda; Insecta; Lepidoptera; Noctuidae.
AGCAGCCAGUUGGUGUACUGAACUGCGACAUUCAUUCAGUUAUUUACAAAAUAAUAACAAUCAUUCAAACAUGUUCUGGCAUGCAGUGAUUGCUCUGUCGUGUUUACUGGCGUACGCACACGGUCAUGGCCGAUUGAUGGAACCAGUGGGCAGAGGAUCUCUUUGGCGUACUGGCUUGUUCCGUGAUACACCACCCAACUAUGACGAUAAUGGCCUCAACUGCGGCGGUUUCCACCAGCAGCAUUUUAGAAAUAGAGGACGAUGCGGCAUCUGUGGUGACGACUACAACAGCGCGCAGCCUCGCGCUCAUGAGUUAGGCGGAACGUACGGCCAAGGACACAUCGUCGCUACUUACGAACAGGGCGAAGUCAUCAGCACCAAAGUCCACAUCAGUGCUUUCCAUAUGGGAUACUGGGAGUUUAGACUCUGCCUGGAUCCUAGCGACCAGACACAGGAAUGCUUCGCUAACUUCCUUCUGGAGUUAGAAGACGGGGGAACCAAAUACUACCCGAAAAGAGGUGGUUUCUAUGAAGUGAACUACCGCCUGCCUUCGAAUGUGGUCUGUGAGCACUGCGUGCUGCAGUGGAAGUACACGGCGGGCAACAACUGGGGCGUCUGUGCGGACGGCACGGGGGCCCUCGGCUGCGGCAACCAGGAGAACUUCUUCUCUUGUUCAGAUAUCACUAUUAAGCGCAGUGAAAAUAUUCCUUUAGACGUACCAAUUAUAAAUUUGAAUGGUGAGGGAAACUCCUAAAUGUGGAGAGAAACUGAUGUGUAAGUGCUGAGUUUAGUUUCACUAUAAGAUUACCUAUUUAAAAAGAACUAGACUAGAAAUUAAAAUCUAGAGGUACAAUCACAGAUACCAAUGGAGUAGUCCA